This is a messenger RNA of Nomia melanderi (Alkali bee), 9434 nucleotides long. RefSeq names its product Na[+]/H[+] hydrogen exchanger 2 (gene Nhe2). The record is from RefSeq and is a predicted model, not a curated record. Gene Ontology annotation, cellular component: plasma membrane. Gene Ontology annotation, molecular function: sodium:proton antiporter activity; potassium:proton antiporter activity. Gene Ontology annotation, biological process: sodium ion import across plasma membrane; potassium ion transmembrane transport; regulation of intracellular pH. Lineage: Eukaryota; Metazoa; Arthropoda; Insecta; Hymenoptera; Halictidae.
GUUUCCGCAACGAUCAGCUGGCUGGAAGCAUCGAAUAGACGGAGAGCAGGCGGAACAGAGAAAAACAGAGGCGAGCCCGUUAAUCGAAGAAAGAUACGCGUCGGCGAGGGAACGGUGUGGCCGCCACGACGGGACAGAGACGGAGCGAGUCGCGCGCAUCCAUCGGCUAUCAGCAGCGACGUCAUGGAUAGCCUGGUCGGCAGUUACGCACGUUUUUGGCAGCGCUCGUUCGUGCCCUUAGCCGUGGCAAUGGUGUCCGUUCCCGGAACCGGCGUGUGCGGUGUGUGAAUUGAAUUUCGCGCAGUGCCGCCGUGACGGUCGAUCGAGCCGCACCGCGGCGAAACAGAGAGAGACAGAGAGAGAGAGAGAGAGAGAGAGAGAUACAGAGAGAAAGAGGGAAAGAGAGCGAGGCUGACAGAGAGUGAACAAGGAAGAGAAAGAGAGAAAGAAACAGCCCGGGUGGAAACGCCACUUCCGAUUGCAACAACGAUGCCUCGUCCUCGCCGCCACCUCCGCGGCGGUAUCGUUCUCGUCUCGCUGCGUAUGCAGAACGCUCGCGCGUUCUCGAGUGGCUGCGUGAACAUUUGAGAGUGUGCUCGCGACCGUUCAUCGAUCCGAGCCCGUGUCGACCAGUCCGACCCGUGUGACUUCGCUACCUGGGACACCUAGCCCAGGACCUCAUCGUCCCCGUGAAACGGCCGCUGUGAUUGGAUAGAAGAUUCAUUACAGCCGAAUCGUCCACUGAACACCUUGCUGGCGGCUAACGACAUCGGCUGGUCCAUUUUCUAGAUCGCUGAUACGUACCGGGGCUGAAGCACCCCCUGGACCGGAUCUUCGCUCUGUGAUUGGAUGACGGAAGAUUCUAGUUUCUUCGCUCGUUCGGCGUACGCGAGUACGUGAAUUCUGAUAACCGUGGAUAGCUGUGCGAUUGAAUAUAAAGGAUCUUCCAGUGGGGUAGUCUGAGGAUCAGAGGGACGAUAGAGUCUAUGGUACUACUGUGAACGCGUCCAGGGUGCGCUAUCCUAUCGCCUGAAGCUUGCCGAGUGACAGGGUGGUUCUGUGAUCACGGGGGUUCGUUCGGGCCUCGACGAGCAACGACGUGUAAAUAAAUCGAGCCGAGGAGGCUGCGACGAAGUGCCUCCGUCCCCGGCUCGCAGCUGCGUAACGGAGAGGAUUCGCUCGUCGAUAACCGGCGGGGUGCGCUCGAAGCAACGCCGACACGGUGAGUAGCACAACAAACGCCCCGCUCGGCCGGUCUAUUGUUCGCUGGCUGGCCCAGCACUUUUCGAACCGGGCCGAUGCGUGAAUUCGGCCGCGCGUAGGUGUCCAACGGAGGUUCAUUGACUCGCCUGGGGAAGCCAAGGUUGCCGCCGGAAAAGACUGCCGGGUGUUGGAUAUAGAGCACCGAGGCGACGCUCGACGCGGGGAAUCGAACCGCUCGGAAUGUCGGACAUCCAGACGAGAAUCCUGAAGCGAGACCUUCGACGUCCCCGGGAAUCGAUCACGGGAGUAUAAGUUCUAGUUCCUAUAACGGUAGCCACGGUGCUCACCCCAGUAACGAAAAGAUUGAAUCCUCGUGCCUGACAUCGGACCGAUGCAGGACACCCAGUCCAGGCUGCGAUAAGGACUGGACUGAACGAUUGAUUAGAAACGUCUUCCACGCGUGACGUGUAUAUAGAACGCAUUCGAAACGCCAUGCAAUUAAGCAACCCUGUCUGCACACGAGACACCAGGCCGUGCCCCCCAUAAAUCCGAGAACAAUCGACGCGCCCCCCGCGCAGGCAGCAGGAAACGAGGGUGUACCGAGCCAGCGGCAAGGGUGAGAUCCCCUAGCGACGCGAACAGCGGGAGCCGGCGUAGCCUGCAGCUUCCACGUUGCUGGAGGUCCCUUCUGAUGGUACACCGGGUGACUCAGAAUCGGUGGACGAGCGCGGGCGACCAGCGCAGCCCCCGCCAUCAGCAUCUACCGCGUCCACGUGUUACGUCGACAUGGCCCCACGUGCAGCAGCCACCACAACCAUGCUGCUAGCUUUGCUCCUCUUCACCGUGUGCUGGCCUGAACCUGGCCAAGCCGGUUUGACCAAGUUCUACGAGGCUGUGCCGCAACACCUGCAGCCCGACAAACGAAUCCCGAUCAACGAUUAUGCGAUCCAUGGACCUAUCGUCGACGAUCAAGAGUUCCCCAGGGACUUGAGGGAACCUUAUCCUGGAAAGAGUUUCGGACCCAUGGGGCCAAUAGACGGCUCCCUGCCGGACGACGUCUCCUUUAGGGGUCUCUCAGCUGGAAACGGGGAAGGCGGUCCAAUAGAAUCGCAUUUGUCCUCUCAAGUUGCCGGAGACGAUGGACACGGUUCCAAUCAUCGGCCGGAGCCCACGUACAAGAUCAUCGCUGUGGAGUUCCAUAGGGUCGAGACCCCUUUCGUGAUCGGGAUAUGGAUCUUCUUCGCCAGUAUCGCGAAAAUAGGCUUCCACAUGACGCCGAAGCUCAGCAAGAUCUUUCCGGAGUCCUGUUUGCUGAUCGUUGUCGGCGUCGUCGUUGGUGUCUUACUGUUCCAGGCGAGUAGCGUCCACGUGUCGCCCCUAACGCCCGACACGUUCUUCCUCUACAUGUUGCCGCCCAUUAUCCUGGACGCCGGUUAUUUCAUGCCGAACCGACUGUUCUUCGACCACCUGGGGACGAUACUUCUCUUCGCCGUCGUCGGGACUAUAUUUAACACGUUGUCGAUAGGCGCGUCACUAUGGGUACUAGGUAAAAGCGGUUUAUUCGGCUGCGAAACACCGCUCCUGGACAUGUUCCUCUUCUCCGCGUUGAUCAGCGCCGUUGAUCCUGUUGCCGUGUUGGCCGUUUUCGAAGAAAUCCACGUAAACGAGAUCCUCUAUAUCGUGGUUUUCGGGGAGAGUCUCCUAAACGAUGCCGUUACCGUUGUGCUGUACAAUAUGUUCGAGGCGUAUAGCGAAAUGGGACCUUCGAGAAUCCUUUACACGGACCUGCUGUCGGGCCUGGCCUCGUUCUUCGUCGUGGCAAUCGGCGGCACCAUAAUAGGCGUGAUAUGGGGCUUCGCCACCGGUUUCGUUACCAGGUUCACCCAUCAGGUUCGAGUGAUCGAGCCCAUCUUCAUAUUCGUCAUGGCGUACCUGGCCUACCUGAACGCUGAGAUAUUCCACAUGUCGAGCAUCCUGGCGAUCACCUUCUGCGGCAUUACCAUGAAGAACUACGUGGAGGCCAAUAUAUCGCACAAGUCGCACACGACCGUCAAAUAUACGAUGAAAAUGCUGUCGAGUGGAUCGGAGACCAUUAUAUUCAUGUUCCUCGGGGUGGCCACCGUGAACAACGCCCACAACUGGAACACAUGGUUCGUCGUUACGACCAUCGUCUUCUGCUCUUUCUACCGGAUCGUCGGCGUGAUCUUCCUGACGGCCGUCGCGAACCAGUUCCGACUGCACAAGCUGGACAAGGUGGAGAAGUUCGUGAUGUCCUACGGUGGAUUACGAGGCGCCGUCGCGUUCGCCCUGGUGCUGCUGAUCGACCCGAGACACGUGCCGCUGCAACCGAUGUUCGUCACGACCACCAUCGCCGUCAUCUACUUCACCGUGUUCAUUCAGGGCAUCACGAUCAAGCCGCUGGUGAAGAUCCUGAACGUGAAGAGGGCCGAGAGGAAGAAGCCGACGAUGAACGAGAGGAUUCACGAAAGGAUAAUAGAUCACGUUAUGGCCGGGAUCGAGGACAUUUUGGGCAAGCACGGGAACUACCAUGUCCGAGACAAGUUCAAACGGUUCGAUAACAAGUUCAUUCGGCCGUACUUGGUGAGAGAUCAUUACGGCGCCGAACCGAAAAUAUUGGAAACGUACUCGAAGCUCGCAAUGAAAGACGCUCUGGAUUACAUUAGGAGGAACGCGUCCACUAUUGGUAAUAUCAGCGGCACGGAAAGCAUGUCCGCAAUAUUCCGGAACUAUAGCAACACGGGACAGUUCAAUGGAAGUCCAAGUUGCAGCCAGCUCGAAGCGGGCUGGAAUAUUGAUCCUCAAGAGGUGGAGUACAACCCUUCCAAGAAGGACCUGACGGACGCCAGGAUCCACCAUCUAUUGGCCGAGGAACUUUGCAAGCCUUACAAGAGGAACCGCUAUAUAAAAAUAAAGAAAAAGGGAGAUGGAAACAAGUUCCUGAGUGAUGAAAUAAAAUUCUCCCAGCAUCGACGGCUGAGCUACAGCCGACACGCGGUGAAUGAUCGCGAUCUCUCGACCCAAGUCAAUUACAAAAUGCACAUGAACAUACGACGGAUGAUGGGCGAGCCCAAGCAUCGUCACAAGCGCAAUAGGAAGUUCCUCAAAGACGGCAAGCAGAACCACGUGAGUUUCCCGGAGUUCCAGCAGAACGGCUCGACGAAGUUGUUCACCCAAGAUUACAUCAACGGCGUGCUGUACGAGUUGGAGAACGGUGAUACCUCGAAGCCGUCCAGCAAAGAGGACUGGGACUCGGCGAUAACUUUCACGGCUCGCACUUCCGACUCGUCGAACGUGAACGCGGAGACCCAACACGGCGCCACCACGACCACCUCGAUGGACACCAUUAACACGGAGGAUCCGGAUAUGAAGCUCGGCCGCGACGAGAGCUACAGGGUGACAACGCCCACCGCCACCGAAACCAUGCUACCAUGGAAGAGGGAGGACGACUAUGAUUCUGGUCACCCUAUCAAACAAAACGAAUUUCCCGCUUGGUGUUCGAACAAAGAGUAUCUAGCGUACAGUUCACCCUCAGCUACUUUCUUAGGUGGAAUCGAACAGCCGAAGGUUCAGUCAGUGAUUGGCCUGUUCCGUCGCGACAGCGUCUGCACACCCAACAGUAUAGAUCAAGACAUCCUGGACAAGCACGACGACUUCACGUUGACGGAACAGACAGACUCUCCCUCGAGAGCCUCGAACGGGAGGAGGGGACCGACGAGGAGGGUAUCGAUGAUGGAGCUGGGCUCCAUGGAGAGGUCCCAGUCAGACAAGGUGACGGACGACGGUUCCCACUCUCUGCCGGAAUGCUGGAACCCGCCGCACAAGUACCGGAUGAGCUCGUUCCCCUACUCGGCUCAGGUGCCUAGUCUCUCGACCGCUCUCAUCACGGAUUCCUCGGAGUCGUCGGAGGACAUCGACGAGGAGGAAGAGAAAGCUUGACCCUUGGGGAUCGUCGAGGAGCAGACAUCGUCCUACCCGGACAACGAGCGCCGACUGCGUCGCCCGUGGCGGCGACCACCUCGGCGUUCGUUACUCUCGUCUCUCCUGCGACGACCCAGCGCCCCCGUUUGAGGGCGUCGAUGAUAGGUUGGGGGGAACAUUCACAGAUCGCCCGUGACUCCAGCGAUUUCUCCUGAAAGAUCACUGCUGAACCAACCCGAGUCGAUCGACGGUGCUCCCCGCGACCGUUCCGGCACGCGAGACGGACGGCGGGCCCGCCGCCAUCUUGGCGUCUCGGGCCAACCGCCAUCUUGGCGCAUCGGCAGCCUCAUCUUCUGCAGGACCACGACGACGGAAAGUAUCCUCGUUGACCACCGAUGCUUUGCGUUCGCACGCGGAAACGAGUCACUUCGGGGCCGGUAGAGCUAGUUUUCCAAUUUCAGAGAUGAAUAUUUUUCCCCGAGUCGAAGAGCUGGGCUAACGGGGCGCACGCGCGGGAAUCCAAACACGGGCGUUCUCUCAGUGGGCUCAAUGAAUUUCGAGUUUCGCGCGCGUCGUUCCCGGAAGUCGGUAUUUCUUGAAGAGAUUGAAGACGAUGUUCUCGUCAUAGAGUUUGCGGUUGAAUUCAUAGACACAUCGCGCGCCAUUUUGUCGGGCAGCGACUUUGAUGAAAUCUUAAACGAUACUGUUGUAUUAUUUGAGAAAGAUGGUAGAUUAGACGACGGUAUAUUUUCUGAAAUUUUGUGAACGCGUGGAGCCAAGGCGGACGUUCGAGUAAACAAGAUUGUCCAAUUCGAUAGUAGCUUUUGAUGAUGAUAGAACUCCCGCUUCUUUUCCCGCGUCUGCGUCACGUUACUCUUCCCCGUAAUUUUAUCGGGCACCGUGAAGAGCGCGCGUCGUUCGAGCAGAUCGAUCGCGGCUGAUGAACGUCGAUGCCGUUUUCGACCGAUGAUCGACCGCGAUCCUUUUAAUACUCGGACCACACUGCGCGCAAAUGCUUUCGAAUAUCCGAAACAGUGGACGGGCGCGAGAUAGAUAGCGACAGGAAGCGAGGGAGGGAGACAGGAAGAUGGAGAGGGAGAUGGAAAGACAAAAAGAGAAAGCUAUUUUUUUAACCGAUACCAUUUCCUCCACGUGCGGCCGAUGGUCGGACAAGAUAGAUCGGUGGAGAGGGAGGAGGAACGGCUGGUUUUCCGUAAUUCAUUUUCGAUGCACUUCCCGUUUGCACGAACGCGGAACGUACGCGUGAUCGUCACGCGUCGUGGCUUAUUUCCGAUCGAUCUUCGCGGCUCGCGUUCGCGGCGAACGAUCGAUCGCGGUUGCGCGAUUUCCUACGAAUGCCCGAAACGCGUUUCUUUUCUUUUUCUCUUCGCGCGGGUAUUGAGCAACGAGCACCGCGUGGCACUUCCCGCGCGACUAAACGUAACGAUCGCUGACGAGACUUGGUAUCGUGGCCUUAAGAUUCCUAGAAGUAUCCUAGCGGCGACCGGUGCUUCCGGUUACGAGAGCGUGAGAACGAGGAACGACGGGUGAGACUUUUCUUCGACGGCGAGACGUAAGGACGCGAUUCCGUGUUGCUCCCUUUUGGUCGGCUUGUAGAUUAACUACUCCCUCAAUGAUUUCCAUGGUUUUAAGUAUGUAGACGUGGAUAGUUUCGACAAGCUCUUUCCUUGUAUAAAAAUAUCAUACUCCUUUAGUCUCCGAGAUAUUCGUGAAAACUACCAAUAGCACAGUGAAUUUUUCCGAAUUAUGCAGUAAUCGUUUGUGUGUAUGUUUUCGUUCGGUAUCAAAUUCAAAUUUUCUGCCUUCAGUCGUUGAUGACGUUUCUUAUAAUGUAUACGAAUAUAUUCUAAUUUUCUCAGGGUGAAAGUUUUACGAAACUUUUACUUUGUAAUUGCUAACAAUUUUUCAAGUCUGAAUCCGGUGGUCUUUAUUAAUGCUUUGGAAACUAAAGGAGUUCAACAUUUAUGUAAGAGAAACAUGUUGUCCAAAUAUCGAUUUCUGCAAAAUAUUUAAAAAUCGUCAUAGUAGUUAAUCUACAGGUUCACCUCUGUUUUUUCGUUUUUUCUUUCCCGGGUGAUACGAGAUACGGCAAUCGUCGCGCCACGCUGAAGAUCAUCGAGCGAUUCGCUUCACAGUUUUUAGACACGCAAGGUUUUGACAUGCCGCCGAGGCGCAACUGGACUCAGAAAGGACGACUGUAUCUUCGGCUGAGAGGAACGAUCUUGUUGAGACCAAAAAUUUAGAUAAUUCAUUCUGCAUUUUAAACGCUUAAUUCUGUAACACUGUUAAUAAUCGAAUAAUACUUGACGUUACUCGCCUCGUGAUAAAUGUUGUGGCUAAUAUAAUUUAGAGUAAUGUAGACAUUCCAAUUAUGAAAUUUUGGAUCAUUAAGUAAGAGUAAGAAAAUUCUGUCUCGGUUAAGAACUUUAAGGCCUUUCUUUAAAAUUUUCUAAAAUUCUUGUAUUAUAAAAUUUACGUCUGACGGGAUUGCGUUCUCAGCGAUAGAAAUUUCACUGUCUCCUUUCUGGCAAUCUGCCUUGCUAACGAUUGAGUUCCUUCGGAGAUUUUCGUGAAAUAUUAAAAUGAAGACGACAUUUCAUAUUUAAUGAAAUGUCUAAUGAAAUUCCAUGAAUUUUGAAUUUUCAUUAUCAAUGAAAUAAACAAACGCUUCUUCCCAUUCAUGGCAAAGGAAGCAAUUUGUUGCGAUUUCUCAAAUUAUUCGAAUACGUUACGGAAUUCUGCAGUGGUCUCCGCAGCGACUCAAUAUUUCAAUGCAACAAGCGUGCUCGCCGACGGUCACGUUUUCAAUGAUGAUCCCGACGUGACCGUUUCCUAGUUCAUCCACUUUAGAGAGGAAUCUCUAAAAAGAAGAUAAUAAUAGUAAAGCAAAAUGCUUCGUACUGAGACGCAAGAAACUCGAGGAUCAACAAAAUGAGCAUUCCUUCAAUACCGUUUAUAUGGGAUAUAUCCUUGUGGAUGGAAUCCAUUCGAAAAGGAGCAAUAACAAACCACGAGAAGAAUCGUGGUAAACGUUCACCUGUGACUCAUUAAAUUUCGCUUGGGGUUUCGUCUCAUCGAGUGCUCAAUAUUACCAGUAUUAUCAUUGCAUAAUAUCGAUUCUAUUUUUGGUAAAAUUUUGAAUUCGUUUCCGUACAUCGACACUAGACCCUUUGCGCCAUCAAGAUCUCAUUAACAUUAAUGUAGGUAUCUACCUCUAAAUAAUUCACUAUUUCGUUUCGAAGUUAAUAUAAGUUAACAUCGAUCGUGUUAACGAUAUUAACGAUCCGAGUCGUCAAACACUGAACGUCAUUAUCGAAUAUCUUUGAAUUUGAUUCAAUUGGAAAACCGUUUGGAUGACUUUUAAUUCAACUUGAAUUGCGACAAAAUGGUUGCAAGACUUUAACAAUGUAAAAUUUGUCAUGUACUUCAACGCGAACGUUUUAAUCGUUAUUUUCCACGUAUAAUUCAACUCUGAGGUUCAGGUUCCAUUUCAUAAGGACAGAUCUUGUAUAACAGAGUGACAUCCUACCGUGGAUCGUCGAAGUCUUUCUCACGGCGACAGAUACACAUGGAAGUUGUCUCCUCUCCUUAAAUAUGGCCUUAAAAGUGAAGUAAUGAUAAAUGACGACGACGAGAUGAAUAAAUAAAAGGAUAAAAGUCUCAAGCAGAAGAACAAAAAAAAAUGAAACCAGCCGCGGAGGAAACAGUCGUAGGCUCAGUAACUAAUGCGACCAUUAACAGACCGUAUGUAAAUAAAGGAACUUUUCAUAGCGGAUAACGUAGCCAGUUAUUACGAUGAACGUAUUAUUACCAUCAUUUAUUGGACACGGAGUUAAAGGACAUCGGCGUGUCAAGGUGCGCGACUAAUGGAAGGGUGCAAAGGGAAAGAUCAGACUUCCAAUUUUCAUGAGAAUUGAGAACAGGGUUGUUGACUAAUUUAAGACGAUUCAACGCGGCGCCGGCCGCGUCUAUGUACUUAAGUACUUAUGGAAUUGACCGGAACACCGUCGAGGUUUCAUUUCUUUUAGGAUAAUCGUUGAAUAGUUCGGAUUAAGGAUAUGAUUUUUAGGGAUUCCCUAGGGUUAUCGUUUAGGGAGUAUUCCUUUCGCGCACAGUUCGCUUGAAAUAUGCGCUUUUAACAAAUAUAUAAAGAGUCAAUUCUCGUGAAAAUCUCGGAACAAGCUCGAAAUUUCCCUUCGCGGGAUAUUCCUGGUGGCCUCUAGUUAUCUAGGUCGGACGUGAUGUCGGACUAGUCUCUAGACGCUAGUCUU